This is a messenger RNA of Galleria mellonella (greater wax moth), 1467 nucleotides long. It is a transcript of the gene Adat1, whose product is annotated as tRNA-specific adenosine deaminase 1. Bases 166 to 1404 code for a protein of 412 amino acids. The record is from RefSeq and is a predicted model, not a curated record. The transcript is spliced from 2 exons. Gene Ontology annotation, molecular function: adenosine deaminase activity; RNA binding. Lineage: Eukaryota; Metazoa; Arthropoda; Insecta; Lepidoptera; Pyralidae. Gene Ontology annotation, biological process: RNA processing.
UGCCAAAAUAAUAGCGAUGUCGACUCUUAAAAUAUACUGUAUUUCUUCUUGUUAAAGUUUCUCAGUUUUUUCUCUUUAUUGUAUUCUUAUUUUACUUUUAAUUAGUAUUUUAAUUUAAUUUUUUAUACGAAUUAUAAAAAAUAUACAGAUACAAAUAUUUUUUAAAUGUCUAACCUCCAAAACACUUCGAAAACAUUUGUUGAUAAAAUUGUCCAGCAUUGUUUGAAUUUGUAUAAUAAAUUACCGAAAACAGGAAAACCCACUGAAGAUGAAUGGACCGUGUUGUCUUGUGUGGUGCAACAUGAUACAGAAAAUGAUACAUUUGAUGUGGUAUCCUUAGGUACCGGUUCUAAAUGCAUUGGGUCAAGCAAGUUGUCUCCAUCAGGAGAUCUAUUGAAUGACAGUCACGCUGAAGUAUUUGCCAGACGAGGUUUUUUACUUUAUUUAUAUGAUAAUAUUGAUAGUGCUAUAGAAAAUAAACAAUCAAUAUUUAUUCAAGAAAAUGGACGGUUUCGGUUGAAAAGUAACAUAUCUUUUAUUUUUUAUUCAUCACAGUUGCCCUGUGGAGAUGGUUCAAUUUUCUCUAAGAAUGCCGAUGAGGAGUGUUUCGGUGACAUUUUAUCUAAGAAGCGUGAAGCUCAAGGUAAUGUAUGUGAUGGGAUAAUAAAAAAACAAAAGUUAGAAUCUGAUAUUUACAGGACAGGUGCAAAAUGUCUACCCGAUUCCGAACAAGACCCAAAAGAGGCAGGUCGAAAUUAUCACUUAGUAGCACAGGUUCGUACCAAACCUGGACGAGGAGACAGAACAUUAUCUGUUUCUUGUAGUGAUAAAAUAGCAAAAUGGAUUCAUUUAGGUAUACAAGGCAGAUUAUUGGAUAUGUGUUUAAUUAAUCCUAUAUAUAUUAGUUCGUUUAUAUUUGGUGGUGGAGUGCCAUACUCAGAAGAGUCAUUGAAAAGAGCUUUCCUGCACAGAAACUCAGUGAGUGACUUACUAAUAAAAUAUACUCCAAAGUUUUAUCAAAGCUCUGUUAUAUUUCAUCAUAUAAAAACAGAACAUCGUUUAAGGCCAGCAUCUGGAAGUAUAGUAUGGAUUAAAAGUGAAAACCAGACUUUGGAAGUGGCAGUGCAAGGAAAAAAGUUAGGGGUGACAAAGAAAGCAGCAAAAUCAUUAACAAAGUCACUAUGCAUCAGUAAAUAUAACAUUUAUCAGAGAUUCCAAAAUCAUUUACACAAGAACAAGAUGAUUAAAGAAAAUAUUUUCAAUAAUGACCCUGUUGACAUUCCAUACAACCAAAUGAAGGCAAAAGCAACAAGGUAUGAAAAGAGUUGGCUUAAUGUUAAACAGAAGCUUUUUAAAACAUGGACAGUUAAACCAGAUAUUUGGAAUUUUUGUGUAAGCACAUGAUUUAUCAACACCUUACCUACAUAUAAUAUAUAAUUGUUGUUAAUAAAAAUGCUACUUUCAGUA